Xyrichtys novacula (pearly razorfish) is the source of this 4876-nucleotide messenger RNA. Lineage: Eukaryota; Metazoa; Chordata; Actinopteri; Labriformes; Labridae. The record is from the annotation of a GenBank genome assembly.
AGCAUUGUGAUAUUUUGUCAUUUAAAGCUCCUGUGAUGAGUUUUUGACUUUUAUGAAAUUGACACGUUGAGGACGAGAUGUACAAAGACUGAUUUGUCCACUAGGGGCCGCCAAAUCUGACACAAAGUUCCCCACAGGAGCUUUAAGUUUGAAAAUAACCGUUCGAUUAUUCCAGAUGAGGUUUUCUCUAAGAAGGUGUGCAGCUACAUGGAGGUCCUGGACUACCUGAACCUGACCAAAGACAACAGCGCCUUCAAACUGACCCGACCUGUUCUGGACCACACGCAACCGACCAUCGUGGAGCUGAACAUCAUCCUCUAUGCCAUACUGGCUGUGGUAGGUUCUCCGUAUGAGAGUCGACUCGUAAACGCGGCGACGCUCUGGGUUAGUUUAGACAUGUUUGUGUUUUUGUAUUCGUCCACAGAUCGAGAAAACUCAAACUUUCAUUCCUUUCAUUUGGGCGACUUUGGUGAGUGAACGUUUUAACCUUCGAUAUCUCACAUGUUACUUUAAGAUAAGCUAGCAGUUUAUUUUAAACGGAACAUUUCCACAUCGUAGCAGGAUAGCUCUCAGGGUUUGAGUUGAUUUGCAUCCUUUGCUUUGUUUAAAACCCAAUCGUGAUAAAGACAAUAAUCCAAAUCCAUCAAUUAGAAGAAGAUAUCUCGUCCGAACAUCCACACUGUGCUGCUCUGUCUGCUGUUUGUCUUUCUGGUGUUUCACUGUCAUCAUCUACAGUCGUGGAAUCAUGACCUUAUCUCAUGGGAUCCUGAGGAGUUUUGUGGGAUCUCUCAGGUUGCAAUUCCCAGAGAAAUGCUGUGGAGACCCGACCUCUUCAUCUAUGAGAUGUGAGACUGCACACUGAGACACAAAGAUGAGACGAUAUGAGAAAAAAAAAAACUAUUUUGAUUUCAGUAAAAUGAGAUUUGUUGGCAUAAAUACACAUUGACAAUGUCGCUAAAGUAUUUACAUAUCUAUAACUUAUAUUAUAAUGACAUUUAUGAUGAGUGUUAAAGCUCCUCUAAGGAGUUUUUUUAAUGCUUAUGAAAUAAACUCAGAUUUAUAUAUCACAUAAAGAAAAGCAGACCAUCAGGUGACAAGAUUUAGACUAAUUUUAAAUGUAUGAAACUGGUUUAAGGCGGUAGGUGCCCUGUUUUUGCAUAUUCUUUAUACAGUAACUAUAACAAAUCAAACACAUGACUGUAAAAAGUCAGGAGGAUGAGAUUUUUGACUAUUUUAUCCACAGGAGGGCGCCAAAUCUGACACAGAUUAAAAGUUCUUAGCAGGAGCUUUAAACAUAAAUAUACUCUUAUCUACCUGAAGACACAGAGCCAGUUUUUUUGUUGUCUUUUAAAAUGAGAUAAAAUAAAUAAUGUUACUAAACCUGGAAAAAAAAUCAAAGAGAGUGUAAGGUAGUAAUAAUAAUAAUGAUGAUAAUGAUAAUAAUAAUAAUGAUAAUAAUAAUGACAAUAAUGAUAAUAAUAAUAAUAAUAAUAAUAAUAAUAAUAAUAAUAAUGAUGAUAAUAAUGAAAAUAAUAAUAAUAAUGAUGAUGAUAAUAAUGAUCAUAAUAAUAAUGAUAAUAAUAAUAAUAAUAAUAAUAAUAAUAAUAAUAAUAAUAAUGAUGAUGAUAAUAAUAAUGAUAAUAAUGAUAAUAAUAAUAAUGAUAAUAAUAAUAAUAAUGAUGAUGAUAAUAAUAAUGAUAAUAAUAAUAAUAAUAAUGAUAAUAAUAAUAAUGAUAAUAUAAUAAUAAUGAUGAUGAUAAUAAUAAUGAUAAUAAUGAUAAUAAUAAUAAUGAUGAUGAUAAUAAUAAUGAUAAUAAUGAAAAUAAUAAUAAUAAUGAUGAUGAUAAUAAUGAUAAUAAUGAUCAUAAUAAUAAUAAUAAUAAUAAUAAUAAUAAUGAUAAUAAUAACAAUCAUAAUAAUAAUAAUAAUAAUAAUAAUAAUAAUAAUAAUAAUAAUAAUACAUCAGAUUCCAUAUAGCACUUUAUCAGAGACACUCAAAGUCCUUUACAUUGGAUACAUCAUUCAUUCGCUCACACAGUCACACGUCGGUGACUGUUGUCUGACAUGAACAGACAUAUCACAGGUUUGCAACACUUUAUACUCCGAUUAACUGUUUGUUUAAAGGGUUAAGAGUUCACUGUGCGCUGAUGUUUAAGUACAAACACCAGUGAAAUUACGAUUGUGAGAAAUGAGUCGAGCAGGCUCAUGACCCCGUCAGAGAGACACAGAGAACUCCAUCAUCCUCCGAGCUCCUCUGUGUUUCCUGUCAAACAGCGUGAGUCUGAAAUCUUUUGCAAACACACCUGAUGAAUGAAACGUUUGUGUGUUUCAUCAGGAUAGAGAAGGAUGCAUCCCCCGCGAACCCUUACGUGCUCGUGUCCUACAACGGCACAGUCCAGUCUGAAGAUGACAUAAAGGUGGUCAGCACCUGUAAAAUGGACGUCCACAAGUUCCCCUUUGACACGCAGAAAUGCAACAUCACCAUUGGAUCUGCAAUACACCACGGUGAGGGGCGCGUUGAGAGUACGGUGUGUGUGUGUGAACGCCAGAGUUACAGCGUUUUUUUUAAUCUGUCUUCCUCAGUUGACGAAGUACGGCUGUUUCCUCGCUCCAACACGUCUCGGGCGACGCAGUUUUCACGAGAGAUUAUGAAGACGCAGGGAGAGUGGGAGUUCCUGCAGCUAUCAGUGACCACCUCCAAUAUCAGCUUCAACGACAGGAACUGGGAAAACCUCAUAUACACGGUACACAAAAUGAAAAAUACUCAUCGAAUUAUUCAACCUCUGCUUUAUAAUCACUAGUUUCUGUUUGCACUGUAUCCUGUCCUGCAAUCCAGGCAACAGCAGCAAAUACAGAGAGUUAGAAGCAGAGGCGGUGGUGAUACUGGCAAUAGUGUUAAAAUUAAAUGUUUACACACUUUAUAUCUGUAAUCCCAGUUCAGCAUGAAGAGAAGACCUCUCCUUCAUGUCAUCAACUUCCUGUUGCCCAUCCUGUUCUUCCUGAUUCUGGACCUCGCCUCCUUCUUCAUCGCAGACCACCGAGGGGAAAAACUGGGCUUCAAAGUCACAGUGCUGUUGGCCAUCUCCGUCCUGCUGCUCAUCCUGAACGACAUCCUGCCCUCCAUGUCCAACAACACUCCCCUCAUUGGUACAGAUCUGAGCUUUUCAUGAUUGAUUGACUUUAAACAGUUUCUUAUUGUAUUUUUGUCUUUCUCAGCGACCUACUGUAUCGUGAUCUUUGCGCUGAUGCUGCUCAGUCUGCUGGAGACGAUCCUGGUCACGUAUCUUCUGGAAAGGGACUCUCCUUCCCAUGAGACGUUGAGGCUGGAGGAGGACUGUGUGGCCAGAAAGGAAAAGAUGACAAAAACUCACAACUGUGACACAGGUGAGAUCCAGACCAUGGACCAGGACCAGCAGGUUUCAAGUGUUUGAGGAAGUGUUCCAGUCAUUGUGAUAAACCUGCUGUUUUGUUUCCAGAGGAGAAGAGACAGACCUGCUGUUCCUGCAUUUGUAAAAAAUCGUCUGGUGAGAAACAACAUGAACUUCUGCCUGUGGCUGAGGAGGUACAGCUUCAUCGAUUCAUCAAUCUCUCGUCCUGAGGGUUUUAAUUCAGAACCAUGAAAUUAGGAAUAAAGGUCACAACAGUGUUCUAGGAUAAAGACUUUUACAGUUAUUAUUACAGUCAGCAAUGUGCAGUUUCCAUGCAGACGUGUAGCUCUCUCUAUUAUCGCCUGUAAGGUAGUUGAGAGUCCUUUUCUGGGUAAAUUACCUAAACAUAAUCAUCUAUAUGUCCCUCAACAUUGUCUUUUUUUCUAAGCAGCCAUGUAGAAUACUUGUUUCUUAUUGGUCAAAGCCGCCCGACAACGCCCUGAUACAGUUAUUAACUCUGCAAAGUCAGAAACGUUCAGAUCAGACACAUUAUAUCAAGGAUUUCAUUUUCUGUUAGCAUGCUAAGCUGUUUGGUUGAAACGCAUGGGUAUAUAUAUUAUACUGGAUUCUGUCCUGCAAUCCAGGCAACAGCUGCAGAGCUAGAGUUCGUAUUUCUUAGUUAUCAAUCACCACAAUGAAGCUUAAACCUCAUGUGGUAUUGGUGAUAGCAACGAUGUUAAGAGUCGAGACUUUUGCCUGAUUCUGGUAAAGGUGCGUCAACAGCUCUGAGAACAAGAGGAGGUAAAUGAGGACGAACGACAACAUUUAUAAUCUCACAUUAGACCCUUUUUUGUUCCUUAAGAAUCAACUUGUCUUAAGGAUACAUUCGAUUAAACUAUAAUUAUAUAAGCAUGCUAAUGUUUUAACCUGGCUGUUAAUCCAAUUUCCAUUUUUUAUGCUUAUUCGUGCCGCCUAAUGAGGGAUUGUAGGACAGAAUCUGCAGCUAUAGAUUUGAAGAGCACAAAACUCAAAAACCAGAGAAGCCCCCUCUGUCAGGAGAUGGAGAUGUUGUGCUGAUGUGCUAACUCUACCACCCCUCUCUCUCUCUGUGUAGGUGAACUGCUGCAGUCAGUCUGGAGACUCCCCGGUGUUGCUGUUGAUCCUGCAGGAGCUGAGGGAGAUGCAGAAAACGGUGAAUCUGCAUCUAAACAGCAGAGCGAAAGGAGGGAAGUCUGUCCUCUUGGCUGCAAAAAUCAACCGAGUUUUCUUUAUUUUCUACGUCACCACAGCGUCUCUGUUUCUACCUCUGAUCUUCAUUGAAUGGCACAGUUAGGAAUAAAAUAGUGGCUUGUAAUACCUCUCUUUCUUUACGGCAAGUAGAGUGCCAAACUUUAAAUGUUUAUGUGUUACAGAGGUCUUUUGGUGUUUUGGUGACUUUUUAUUAAAGACAAAGUUACAGGUUCAUCUGAACAUACAGAUCAUUACAGAUAAAUAAAAGGUUAAUGUGG